Messenger RNA from Carassius carassius (crucian carp), 5747 nucleotides. RefSeq names its product PTPRF interacting protein alpha 1 (gene ppfia1). The record is from RefSeq and is a predicted model, not a curated record. Gene Ontology annotation, biological process: synapse organization. Gene Ontology annotation, cellular component: presynaptic active zone. Gene Ontology annotation, molecular function: protein binding. The transcript is spliced from 31 exons. NCBI's taxonomy places the organism in Eukaryota, Metazoa, Chordata, Actinopteri, Cypriniformes, Cyprinidae. Bases 809 to 4504 code for a protein of 1231 amino acids.
CGUGGAUGGCGUCGUGACGUCAGCACGUCCCGAGCUCUCGCGAGCGCAGGAAAUUGGAGCAGCGACAAACAUUGGCUGUAAAUUUUGUUUUAACUCUUUUUUUUGCUUUAUUAAUUGUUGUUUUUCGACCUCAAGCCGGCCGACGAAACACUUUUCUUGCCGAUAGUGUCGUUUGAAGGGCGUUUUGUGUUUUUAAAGUGGUCGAUUCGUACUUUUAUCCCGGUGUUUUUCCUCAUGGAUUAGAUGGUGACGCGUCAGAAUAAUUGACUCUAAAAAACGCGUUUCGUUAAUUUAUAUUUUAAUAGUACAGCACGUCAUCAAACGUCGGCUUUAAGUGUUUAUUUUAAAGGCUAAAUUGUUUUAUUCCUGCGCUUGCAUGAGGAUGAUUUUGAUUCCUCUUACUUUAGCUGCUAAUGCUAACUAGCGCAGGCCGCUAUUGGAGUUUAUUUAUAUAUAAGAUUCAAGUAUUUAUGUGAUUUAUAUUUAUAUUUGGGUGUAUGAAUGGCAGUGUUAAUCUGACGGAGGUCUUUGAUUGUUCAGUGAUGUCUUCUCCAUCACUUUAGACUCAGAUCUCUAGUAAUGAGUGAUGUUCUCAUUCAUUAUAAAGGCCUCGCUUAUAUUCUUUUUUGUUUCGCUCAUUCCUCGUCAGAUAAUAAUAAAAAAGUGAUUCGUGACCUAUUUUACUCAUGUCGUAAAGUUUAAUGGCUUGACGAAUAAUUUGCGUCAUAGUGGAUAUUUUAAAUGUGUUAGCUGUGAUUGAACUGGAUACAGUAUAGAAGAGGAGAAACAAACCCAGCUCAGAAUCAAGAUGAUGUGCGAGGUGAUGCCCACCAUCAGCGAGGCGGAGGUCAGCAGUAACGGAGGCACUCUGGGCCCCGGCUCUCCCGUGCAGACGGACUCUGAGGGCCACUUUGAGUCUCUGAUGGUGUCUAUGCUGGAGGAGAGAGACCGACUGCUGGACACGCUCCGAGAGACGCAGGAGAACCUGUGUGUGACGCAGAGCAAACUGCACGAGAUCAGCCACGAGAGAGACUCGCUGCAGAGACAGCUCAACAGUGCCCUGCCGCAGGAAUUUGCAGCUCUUACGAAGGAAGUGAAUCUGUGUCGAGAGCAGCUGCUGGAGCGAGAGGAGGAGAUCUCCGAGCUGAAAGCGGAGAGAAACAACACACGCUUGUUGCUGGAGCAUCUGGAGUGUCUGGUGUCUCGUCACGAGCGUUCUCUGAGGAUGACCGUAGUCAAGCGUCAGGCUCAGUCUCCCGCCGGCGUCUCCAGUGAGGUGGAGGUGCUCAAGGCACUCAAAUCUCUCUUCGAGCACCACAAAGCCCUGGAUGAGAAGGUGAGAGAGCGUCUGCGUGUGGCUCUGGAGAGAUGCAGUAUGCUGGAGGAGCAGCUCACCGCCGCUCAUAAAGAGCUGGUGUUCCUGAAGGAGCAGGGCAAUCUGAAGAGGGUGAUGACUGACGGCUCAGCAGAAGUCAAUCACAGCUCUGAUGCAGCACCUAACACUAAUGGCAAGCAGCGCUUCUCAGACGUGUCUCUGGGUGCAGAGGAGAAUUGUGGGAAGGACGUGGAGCUGCAGGAGGCUCUGGACAGACAGAGUAAGGAGCUCCUGCACAUGAAGGAGCGUGUGGCGUCUCUGUGCAGCCGCGUCUCUGAGCUGGAGGAGGAUCUGGACACGGCCCGGAAAGACCUCAUCAAGUCUGAGGACAUCAACAGCCGUCUGCAGAGAGACUUACGAGAGUCUCUGGCUCAGAAGGAUGACAUGGAGGAGAGGAUCACCACGCUGGAGAAGCGCUACCUCGCGGCUCAGAGAGAAGCCACGUCUGUCCACGACCUCAACGACAAACUGGAGAACCAGAUAGCCAACAAGGACUCGCUGGUCUGCCAGCUGGAGGACAGGAGUCGUGUGCUGCAGGAGCGUCUGGAGCUGGCGGAGCAGAAGCUACAGCAGACGAUGCGUAAGGCCGAGACGCUGCCGGAGGUGGAGGCAGAGCUGGCUCAGAGGGUCGUGGCCCUCACUAAGGCGGAGGAGCGCCACGGGAACGUGGAGGAGCGUCUCAGACAGAUGGAGGCUCAGCUGGAGGAGAAGAACCAGGAGCUGCUGAGGGCCCGUCAGCGGGAGAAGAUGAACGAAGAGCACAACAAGCGUCUGUCAGAGACGGUGGACAAACUGCUGUCUGAGUCCAACGAGAGACUGCAGCUGCACCUGAAGGAGCGCAUGACUGCGCUGGAGGACAAGAACGCUCUGAUCCGGGAUCUGGAGCACACUAAGAAGCUGAUAGAAGAGGCUCAUCAUGAGAAGGAGCAGCUGCUCAUCCAGAUCGAGACCAUGAGGAGCGAACACGAGCGCGGACGCAGCAGGAGCAACUCUCUGCUGCAUCAUGGGCGCUCUCACGCGAGCGGCACGCCGGACUUCAGGUUCCCGGUGUCCGUGUCGUCAGCGCUGGACAGUCACUACAGCAGCGCUCUGGUGCUCAGACGACCGCAGAAGGGCCGAGUGUCUGCGCUGCGGGACGAGCCCUUGAAGGUGCAGACGCUGGACGAGCAGGAGUGGGACCGUCUGCAGCAGGCUAGUGUUCUGGCUAGCGUAGCUCAUGCGUUCGAGAGUGAUCUGGACGUGUCAGACGUGGAGGACGACAGAGAGACGGUCUUCAGCUCCAUGGACCUGCUGUCUCCUGCUGGACAGGCAGACGCUCAGACGCUCGCCCUGAUGCUGCAGGAGCAGCUGGACGCCAUCAACAACGAGAUACGCAUGAUCCAGGAGGAGAAGGAGAGCACCGCACUGAGAGCCGAGGAGAUCGAGGGUCGUGUGGGCAGUGGAGAUGAUCUGGACAGCCGCUUCCGCUCCAUAGCGUCCCUGCAGCCCUCCUUCCACAGCUCCACUCCACCCGGAUCCGGUCACUCCACGCCCCGCCGGCCCUCACACAGCCCCAGCAGAGAGCUGGACCGCAUGGGGGUCAUGACCCUGCCUAGUGAUUUGCGGAAGCACCGUAGGAAGUGUGCUCAAGAUGAUAAAGCCACCAUCAGAUGUGAGACGUCUCCUCCAUCCACACCGUCCUCCAGGAGACUCCAUAAAGGAGCGCUGCACACCUCCAGCCACGAGGACAUCCGAGACGUACGGGGAGCCGGGCUGCAGGACGGAGCGGGCAGUAAUCCCAGCAGCAGUAACAGCAGUCAGGACUCACUUAACAAAGCAGCCAAGAAGAAGAGCAUCAAGUCCUCCAUCGGUCGACUGUUUGCAAAGAAGGAGAAGGGCAGAGCCAGUCCGGGGGGUAAAGAGUGUCCUGGGCCAGUGCUGGCAGGUACGCCUGAUGGAGGAAGCGCACCGGACACCAUGACACUUGGGAAGAUGGGCGGUCCUGCAGAGAAGAACCGGAAGCUGCAGAAGAAACACGAGCUGCUGGAGGAGGCAUGUCGUCAGGGUCUGCCCUUCGCUCAGUGGGACGGUCCCACGGUGGUGGUGUGGUUGGAGCUGUGGGUGGGGAUGCCGGCGUGGUACGUAGCGGCGUGCCGUGCUAAUGUGAAGAGCGGAGCCAUCAUGUCUGCUCUGUCCGACACUGAGAUCCAGCGUGAAAUCGGCAUCAGCAACCCUCUUCACCGCCUCAAACUACGCCUCGCCAUCCAGGAGAUCAUGUCCCUCACCAGCCCCUCGGUGCCCCCCACCUCCAGGACGUGUUCUGGGAAUGUCUGGCUCACACACGAGGAGAUGGAGAGUCUGGCCACCACGCCGCUCACGGAGGACGAGGAGGCCAGCUGGGCACAGACUCUGGCCUACGGGGACAUGAACCACGAGUGGAUCGGUAACGCCUGGCUGCCCAGCCUCGGUCUGCCUCAGUACCGCAGCUACUUCAUGGAGUCGCUGGUGGACGCUCGUAUGCUGGAUCAUCUGACCAAAAAAGACCUGCGCGGUCAGCUGAAGAUGGUGGACAGCUUCCACAGGAACAGUUUUCAGUGUGGUGUGAUGUGUUUGAGACGGCUGAACUACGACAGGAAAGAGCUGGAGCGCAGGCGUGACGAGUCCCAGGUGGAGGUCAAAGAUGUGCUGGUGUGGACAAAUGAGCGUGUGGUCAGCUGGGUCCAGGCCAUCGGACUGAAGGAGUAUGCUGGGAAUCUUCUGGAGAGCGGCGUUCACGGAGCGCUCCUCGCUCUGGACGAGUCCUUCGACCACAACGCUUUGGCACUACUGCUGCAGAUCCCUACACAGUGCACACAGGCGAGGGCAUUGCUGGAGCAUGAGUACAGCCGUCUGUUAGCCGCAGGAACAGAGAGGAGACUCGAGGAGGACGACGAGAAGAACUUCCGCCGCGCUCCGUCCUGGAGGAAGAAGUUCAGGCCCAAAGAUGUGCGUGGAAUGAGUGUGAGCUCCGCCGACACACUGCCCGCUAGCUUCAGGGUGAGCGCUGCAGACGCCUCCUCCACCGCCCUGAUGACCAAGAAACCCCAGCUGGACGGAAGCGUGAGUGUUCAGCGUCUGGAUUCGGCUGCUGUCAGAACUUACUCCUGCUGAUGGUGCAGCAGAAGCGGUCGAUCCCCGUCAGGCUGCAGGUUCAGAGGAGGAUGCUUUCUUCGUCAGACUCAAAUCCUCUGUUCAUGUAAACCGAGGGACCUUCACUAAUUUAGCAGUGUCUCAUAUCAACUUUUGCUUGAUUUUAUUUGGUCACCUUUUAAUUCUCUCGUCCUAAUCCCGUUUAACUCUUUUGGCUGUAAUUUAUGUAUCAUGAGUCCAAAGUCUGUACAUUUCCGUCUGUAGACAUAAUCUAAUUUGUAUUAUUCUCUGAGUAUUUUUAUCAGCUGCUUAUUCCUUUUGUGUAACUUAAUCCGGCUAAAAGACCUCGGUGUGGUUUCUUAACUUGGCUCUUCUCUUCAUCAGUUUUCUCCUGUUGAUAGUGAGAAAGUGGUCUGAAUCAGUGGUGUGGUGUGAAUAUCAGGGUUGGAACCUGUUUUAUAUCCUCUGAUACCAAAUCAAACCCUUGGAUAAGCCAUAAUUUAUAAUAAUUAUGAGGGCUAUUUUGAAUACAUCUUUCUACAGAUGUGAUGUUGAUGCCAGGUUUUUCUAGCAUCUGUUUGACUUAAAGUCACUGUUUAUCCAUUCCCUGGUGCUGCGUUAGAUGUGUGUGUGAGAGAGAUACAGAGAGACUGACUGUGUGUGUGUGUGUGUGUGUGUGUGUGAGAGAGAUACAGAGAGACUGACUGUGUGUGUGUGUGUGUGUGUGUGUGUGUGAGAGAGAGAGAGAGAGAGAGAGAGACUGACUCUGUGUGUGUGUGUGUGUGUGUGUGUGUGUGUGUGUGUGUGUUUCUCUCAGAUGGACCAAUCCUCCGGUGGCCUGACCGCUCGAUCCCUGUGUGUGUGUGUGUGUGUGUGUGUGUGUGUGUAUCGUAUCACUGUAAUGAAGCCUUAUAUUUCUAGCCCAGUCCUGUUGUUUUCAGAGACCUUUUUAAUAUGUAUCAGCCUUUUAUGUUGGAAGUAAAUUGUAAUUUUUGGAUGAAAUCAGAAGCGCAGGCUGGAAUCAUAUCCCAGUCGCUCUUUUUUUUUUUUUUUUUUUUAACAUUUAGUCACUUAUGUACAAUUAAAGUCAUGUUACUAUCUUUUCAUUGUCCUUUAUUUAAAUAAAUCUUCUGGUCCUGUAAUAGAAAUAAUGUACAGUCUAAGUACUUAUGAACUCUCUUUAUCACAGUAUUAUUUAUUGCUUUCAUUUCAAUAAAAUACUGAAACUUAUUUUACACUGCCAAUAAAAAUGUCUUUAAGAACA